Messenger RNA from Beta vulgaris subsp. vulgaris (sugar beet), 983 nucleotides. Its product is annotated as jasmonate-induced protein homolog. Lineage: Eukaryota; Viridiplantae; Streptophyta; Magnoliopsida; Caryophyllales; Amaranthaceae. The transcript has 3 exons. The record is from RefSeq and is a predicted model, not a curated record. The coding region runs from base 177 to 809 and encodes 210 amino acids.
CGACUUGAUUCUGUCUGAUUGUUUUUUAUUAGCUUUGCUUUGUCACUAAGCAAACUUUUCCUCUUCACUCUAUAAAUAGUCACUUGGGUGAAACCAAGGGCUUUUGUGCAGUACAAAUUGCAAAGCAUAAACUACAAUUAUUGUACUUCAGAACUAAGCUAGCUCGUUACGAAACAAUGGCUUCAGCGCAACAAGCUCGAGAUACGAGUCGAAUCACUGAGGAAGGAAAAGCAACAAUCAAUGAGCAAGCAAAGGAAACACAGGCGGCUCUCCAAGCAAAAUGCAAGUUGAAUAGAAAGGGAAGCCAAGAUGAGUUGGUUUUGAGCACAGGUGAGCUAGUUUUGGUUACAGGCGUAAUGAAGAAUCUGCAGCGGCGUGGAAUAAUGCUUCAGAAAUCAUAUGAUUGGAAGGGACAAUUCAUAUCCAAGCCUCCAGAUAAGACCAUUGGUGAACAUGCUGAUGGUGCAUUUGUUCACCAAGGUGCUCCAUCCAUUGUAGGCUCCAAAGGUGCGAUGAUAUACGGUCAUUUCGACCAUGCGUCGCCUAAGCUUGGAUGGCUCUUGGCAUGGUGCAGGCCAGACAGCUCCAAUGAACUCAACAAGGUGUAUGUAGAAGCUGGGAACCUAGUCAAGCUCAUGGGAAUGGAGUGGAGUGAUAUUGCACAGAAAUUGGACGCGUCUCGUAGUUCCAGUCGCUACCAAGACAGAGAGACAGGCGCGACAGCAGAUGCUGAUAUCAAGAACUAUGGCGACAAGCUAGCUCUGCUUCGUGCCAGCUUUGAUCAUUCAGCGCCUAUCCCCAAUCGUUGAUUCAAAUAGAUCGGAAUCGACAUAUGGUAGAUCAGCAAAUGCCCAAGAAGGAAGACUCGUAUGAUACUAUUAUCUACGCCUAUCUUGUAUUGUUUUUGUACUUGCCCUAUGUAAGGGAUUUCCUUAUGAACUUGCGGUCAUGAAACUAAAACCCACCAAGGGUAUUUGGGGGUA